AUGAAAUAAGUAAAUAAUGUCAACUAGUUGUAAUAAUUAGAUCCAAUAGAGGUGAUUGAAAAUUUAGAAACAUUAAAAAAAGUGAUUAAACAAAAGGAUACAUAAAUUAAAAAUAUGGAAACAGAAUUUUAAGAGAGAUUGAAUGCAUUUUAAUUAGCUGUUGCAAGAGAUUAAGAUGGAUUAAAAUAAGACAUAAUCUCAUUUAUAUUAAAAGACAAUGAAUAAUAAAAAAAGAUUGAAUAACUUCAUAUAAAUUAUGAAUUGUAAGUUUUAAUAUUAACUAUAUAUAGAUUGUAAAAUUAAUUAGAAGAGACAUUCUUAGAAAGUAAUAACAAAAUAAAAACCUUACUUGACAUAAAUGACAAAAAAGAUCAUGAAAUAGAACAGCUUAAAUAAUAAAUAAGAGAUGCUGAAGAUAGAGUAAAUCAACUUAGAAAAAAUUCAAUUUCAAAAGAUAGGAAUUUAUAUGAAACAGAAUCAUUAAUCAAUAAAAAAGUACUUGAUCUUUAAAAAAGAGAAGCUGAUUUGACAUUUAAACUAAAACAAGCUUUGGAAAAAGUAAUAAUAAAUUCAAAUUUUAUUAGAAUGAGUAAUUGUAAAACUAUUUUGAAAACUAUUAAAGUGAAAAGGAAGUUAAAUUAAUCAAAUAAGUUGAACAUCUAAAAAAGUAGAAUACAUCCUAAUUAAACAAUAUAUCAUCAAAUUAUGAAGAUUAAGUUAAAACUUCAAAAGAAGUUAUUGAGCAAUUAUAAGAAAAUAUUCUAAAUUAAAAAGAAAGAUUUUCUUAAAUUUAAGAUGAAAAUUAAAAAUUGAAAUGUGAAGUAGAAAUAGCGAAUUCAAAAAUAAAUUGUAAAUAAUUUAUAUAAAAAUUUAGAAUUAUUAACAAUUAUUGAUAAGCUUUAGGAAACAGAAUCUUUGCAUGAUUAAACUAGGAGGCAAUUAUAAUAGAUAGAAGAUAGUAAAAAAGUAUUAGAAAGAAAUUAUAAAUUGUAUAUUAUUAAAUUAUUAUUUUUAGAGAAAUAUAAGCUUUAUAAAUCUAAUUGGAGGAAGCAACAAAAUAUAUAGAUUUGACAACAAAUCUUUAAUAAAAACUGAAUAAAAAAGAUUAGAAAUUAUCAUAUUUUAAAAAUGAAAACUAAUAAUUAUAAGAAUUAGUUUAAGAUUUAAGACUUUAAGUUUCAUGUGUUGAAUAACAUUUUUAAUAAAAUGUUGAUGAAUAGAGAAAAGCAAAUAUUUUAUUAUCAAAUAAAGAAUUCGAGCUUUAAACUAUAAUUGAAAGCUAAGCUUAAAAUUUUGUUGAACAGGAAUAAAAAUUGAAAUAAAACUAUGAAGAAUUAUGGUUAGAUUAUUAAAAUUUAUAAUAUGCUUAUGAAUUGCUAAAAUAAAAAAGUGGAGAAGAUUCAUUUAGAUUAAAAUUAUAUAAAACUAAUGAAAAGAGAGGCAGUAGAGCAAUUCAUGGAAGUCAAACAAGAAUGACUAUUGCUGAGAGAGAUCAUCAAAAUAAUAAUGAAACUAUAAAAAUUAAUGAUGAAGCAUUUUUAAAGACUUUAGAAAAUUAUUAGAAAUAAGAUUAAUCAAAACAAACAAAUAAAAAAUUAGAUCGAAAUGUAUAUGUUAGAAGAGUUUGA
This is a messenger RNA of Paramecium sonneborni, 1628 nucleotides long. NCBI's taxonomy places the organism in Eukaryota, Ciliophora, Oligohymenophorea, Peniculida, Parameciidae. The record is from the annotation of a GenBank genome assembly.